Penicillium vulpinum is the source of this 216-nucleotide messenger RNA. RefSeq names its product MFS sugar transporter. The coding region runs from base 1 to 216 and encodes 71 amino acids. NCBI's taxonomy places the organism in Eukaryota, Fungi, Ascomycota, Eurotiomycetes, Eurotiales, Aspergillaceae. The transcript has 2 exons. The record is from RefSeq and is a predicted model, not a curated record.
AUGUUUAUGUCUUAUGUAGUAUGCGUAAUCGAUAUGACCUUAAUUGGUUACGCCCAAGGACUGUUCAACGGUGUGGUGAGAACACAAGAUUUACUUGAAAUUCACGAUCUGGUCGGACCUACGAAGACAACGGCCGUGUCUACAGUGCCUGCGAUAUAUAUGACAUUGGUUGUUUCUUUGGAGCUAUCGUCGCCUUCACCGUUGGUGAGCGUCUGA